UUCUCCCCCAAAUCGGCCUCACGCGCUCUCUCCGCCGCCACACUCACGCGCUCUCUCCGCCGCCGAGCUUUCGAGCUCUCUCCGUCCAUCGGCCAGCGAGGCCGCCGCCUCCUCUCCCAGUGGUCCUCAUCGGCCGGCGAGGCCGCCGCCGCCUCUCCAGGUCGUCCUCCAGUCCCUCCCUCCAUCGCCACCGCUCAAUCGAUCUCCGCCGGCAGUUGCUCUCUCCGGCCGACGGUGAUACCUGAGCGUCCGGUGAGGCUCCUUCGUCCACACACUCUGCCGCGGCAGGCCCCUUUCGUCCGAGACGAAGCUCCCCAAGCCGUUUUCUCGAGAUCUCCUAGUGGGGACGCAACAACCUAGUGCAGAAACGCCCGGAAAAAUGGCAAGCGGAAGAGGAAAGAGUAAAGAUGUGAUGGUCACUGAUGAACAGCUAGCACAAGUUGAGUAUGAACUAGCUAGAAACAGGAUGGUUGCAGAAAAUGAGGAAAGGAUGGCACGCCUAGGAUUACGCCGAACAAGUGCUGAACUUAAAGAUGUCUGCGAAGCAAGCCGACCCCCAAAACAGAGAAAACGAAAGGCACCCUCCUCAGCACUUGAAAAUACAACUGAAAGACGUGUUUUGAGGUCCAGGGGAACAAAUGAAAGUGAUAAUGCAAAUCCUACAGACCAACCUUCCAAAGAGAUCACUACCAAGCUUGUUGAUGGUGACAAAGGUGGGCGAACGAUAACUAAAAAGGCUAACAUAUAUGCAAGGAUGAAUAAGCCAAAAAUCAAAAUUCCAUUCAAUGUGUAUGGCCAGCCAAUUGGGCCAGAUGCAACUGAAUUUGCCAAUUUCAUUGGCACUCUGGUCAGGAAGCAUAUACCACCCAAAACUAUAGAUUGGAGAGAUGUUGAUGAAGAAAAGAAGUUGCUAGUGUGGGAUCACUUACAGGCAUUUUAUGAGCUGGACUCAACUGCUCUGAAAUAUGUCAUUAACACUUCACAGAGAAAAUGGAAGGAAUGGAAGGCAGAUUUAAAGAAGACAAAGUUUGAUCCUGAAUUGACUGAUGAAGAGCUUAUGCCUAGAUGUGAUGACAGAAUUAGUGAAGCUGAUUGGAAGGACCUUCUUAAAUAUUGGAGAUCUCCUGAAUUCGAAGUUCGCAGUUCUACAGCCAAAGAGAAUCGCGCCAAGUCAACUGUGCCUCAUACAGCUGGCAGCAAGAGUCAUGCCCGUGUUACCCAAGAAAUGGCUGAUGAACUUGGAUAUGCUCCUCGGAGAGAUGAAGUGUAUAUCAGAACACAUACGCUCAAGAAAGGACCUCAAAAAGGACAACACGUGCAACAGGCAGCUCCAAUUAUUAAUAAACUCCUCCAGGCAGUUGAUGAACACCCUGACUGGAAGGAAAAAAGUUUGAAAGAAGGUGAUCUGUUUGCACGAGCUGUUGGAAUGAAAGAGCCAAGGGGUCGUAUCCGUGUAUUAGGUCUAGGGCCGACACCUCAAGAUGUGGGCACACCGGAUACACGGGGUAAAGUGAGUACAAGGGUUCUAGUUGAAAUGGUAGCUCGUCGAGAAGCUGAACACCGGAUGAACACUUUGGAGGACCAGAUGCAACAAAUGCGGGAACAAAUGCAUAAGAUGCAACAAAUGUUAGCUUCACCAGGAGGGCGUAAUUUGGAGACUCCCAGCUCGCAAGAUGGUUCUAAUUCUCGACAAAACUCAAGAAUUGAACUUGGGGAAGAUAAUGACAUGGAAGAUGAUGAAGAGGACGAGGAAGAUGACUAUCUUCAGAGAAGAGGUGUUGCAAAUCUAAAAGACUCUUUAACACACCAAGAUGAAAGCCUUAUAGGGAUGGAUGUGCUUCUAUACUCUUGGACUGGUCCUGAAUCUCCUGUUGCUAAGGCAACAGUUCUCUCAGUUGAUCCAGACACACUUGUGGGUGGGGAGCCCCUUGGGCCUGCGACUUAUGAGGUAAUUGUGAAUGUUGCGAUUAAAAGGGGUGCUACGCUGCCAUAUCAGUAUGAUGAUUUAAGAUACAUCGGUGAUGCUGUCACAAGGUCCAUUGCAUGGCCAUCUAGCAAGAUGAAGCCCUACAAACCAGCAGCGUCUGGCUCAUCUCGUCGCUGAGGUAUUUCGGUUGAAAAUCAGUUUUGAGGAGAGAAACUGAAGAUGAUAUGUCCCAUUCAAAUAUGAAUUAUCAUGCAAAAUGGUUGCCGCAAACCACCAAGUAGCUGGAUGUUUCCCAUCAACAAGAUGAGUUGUGUAAUGGAGUAAAUUUGGUCUCAUAGGCUACCUUUCUGUUAUCAUUUUGUAAGACUGGUUAUAUGGUAAUCAUUUGGCUUCCAUUUUGUAAACCUGGUUAUGCGGCGACAAGCUCUUAUUUUGUAAACUUGAUUAUGCUAUAAUGAGUUGAGAACAUAUGAACAAUCAUUGUUGUAUGAACUUAAUGCAUAUCAUUAUUGAUGGUUGUUCUUUACCUCCCCAUGGCAUUUUUUAG
Lolium perenne is the source of this 2474-nucleotide messenger RNA. The record is from RefSeq and is a predicted model, not a curated record. Lineage: Eukaryota; Viridiplantae; Streptophyta; Magnoliopsida; Poales; Poaceae.